AUGGUAAUUGGCACUUCUAUAAUUCCUAGACAGAAAAGUAAGAGGGGGGGGCAGGGUCCUCCCGAGCGAAAGCCCAACCCCUCCCUUUCCUGCAAGAAGUCGGGCGUGUGGGGGUCCCGUUGGUUCGGCUCUGCAGAGGCUGCCUGGGGGCGCCUGCUGGGAUCCGGUGGUGAUGAUUUGGAAAUUGAGAGCGAGGACACCCAUGACAGAAUCCACACAGUGGAGAAGCCAUUGCCACUCUUGGAGUGUGGAGAGAGCUUCAGUCACGGCUCCCAUUCGACUACCCACCAAAGAAAUGCUAUUGGGAAGAAACCCUCUCAGUUCUCUGAAUGGGGAAAAAAAUUCUGUUGGAAUGAAAGUCUAACUUCACAGGAAAUAAUUCCCACAGGGGAGGACCCACUGAAAUGCUUGGAAUGUGGAAAGAGCUUCAGUAAGAGUGCACAUCUCGUUUCACAUCAAAUAAUUCAUACAGGCGAGAAACCCUAUCAGUGCUUAGAAUGUAGGAAAAGCUUUAAUGCAAGCAAAACCUUCCAUAAACAUCAGAGAAUUCACAGGGGGGAGAAGCCAUUUGAAUGCCAAGAGUGUGGAAAGAGUUUCAGUCAGAGAACCCAUCUCACAGCCCAUCAAAUAAUUCAUACAGGUGAGAAACCCUAUCAGUGCUCGGAAUGUGGGCGGAGCUUCAAUCACAGGAUGACUCUCAGGGUCCAUCAAAGGAUUCACAGUGGUGAAAAACUCUAUCAGUGCUCAGAAUGUGGGAAGAGUUUCACUGUGAGCUCCCAUCUCACUUCCCACCAAAGAAUUCAUACUGGGGAGAAACCAUAUAAAUGUGUGAAUUGUGGAAAGGGCUUCACCCAAAAGGCAAGUCUCACUUCCCAUCAAAGAAUUCACAGUGGUGAGAAACCAUAUCAGUGCUUAGAAUGUGGAAAGAGUUUCCUACAGAGAGCCAAUCUCACUUCUCACCAAAGAAUUCACACAGGGGAGAAACCAUAUCAGUGCUUGGAAUAUGGGAAGAGCUUCACUGUGAGCGCUGGUCUUACUUCCCACCAAAAAAUUCAUAUUGGGGAGAAACCCUAUCAAUGUGUGAAUUGUGGAAAGAGCUUCACCCAGAAGCAAAGUCUCACUUCCCACCAAAGAAUUCACAGUGGUGAGAAACCAUAUCAGUGCUUAGAAUGUGGAAAGAGUUUCUGCCAGAGAGCCAAUCUCACUUCUCACCAAAGAAUUCACACAGGUGAAAAACCCUAUCAGUACUUGGAAUGUGGCAAGAGCUUCAGUCUGAAGAAAAGUCUCACUCAUCACCAAAGAAUUCACAGUGGUGAGAAACCCUAUCAGUGCUCGGAAUGUGGAAAGAGUUUCUGCCAGAGAGUCAAUCUCACUCAUCACCAAAGAAUUCACACAGGUGAAAAAUCCUAUCAGUGCUUGGAAUGUGGCAAGAGCUUCAGUCUGAAGAAAAGUCUCACUUCCCACCAAAGCAUUCAUACUGGGGAGAAACCCUAUCGAUGCUUGGAUUGUGGAAAGAGUUUCUGCCAGAGAGCCGAUCUCACUUCCCACCAAAGAAUUCACACAGGAGAGAAACCAUAUCAGUGCUUGGAAUGUGGAAAGAAUUUCCGCCAGAAAGUCAGCCUCACUUCCCACCAAAGAAUUCACACAGGGGAGAAACCCUAUCAGUGCUUGGAAUGUGGGAAGAGUUUCCGCCAGAAAGUCAACCUCACUUCCCACCAAAGAAUUCACAGGGAGAAACCCUAUCAGUGCUUGGAAUGUGGGAAGAGUUUCCGCCAGAAAGUCAACCUCACUUCCCACCAAAGAAUUCACACAGGGGAGAAACCCUAUCAGUGCUUGGAAUGUGGAAAGAGCUUCAGUCAUAAGCAAAGUCUCCCUUCCCAUCAAAUAAUUCACAGUGGUGAGAAACCUUAUCAGUGCUUGGAAUGUGGGAAGGGCUUUGGUAAGAGGACCAAGCUCAUGGCCCAUCGACGAACUCACAGUGGUGAGAAACCCUAUGAAUGCUUGGAUUGUGGAAAGAGUUUCAGCCAAAGGGCCAAUCUAACUUGCCAUGAAAGAAUUCACACAGGGGAGAAACCAUAUCACUGCUUGGAAUGUGGGAAGAGCUUCAACCAGAAGCAAAGUCUCACUUCCCACCAAAGAAUUCACACAGGGGAGAAACCUUAUCAGUGCUUGGAAUGUGGAAAGAGCUUUGGUAAGAGGACCAAGCUCAUGGCUCACCAAAGAAUUCACAGUGGUGAGAAACCCUAUCAAUGUGUGAAAUGUGGAAAGAGUUUCUGCCAGAAAGCCCAUCUCACUUCCCACCAAAGAAUUCACACAGGGGAG
This is a messenger RNA of Podarcis muralis (Common wall lizard), 2322 nucleotides long. The record is from RefSeq and is a predicted model, not a curated record. Lineage: Eukaryota; Metazoa; Chordata; Lepidosauria; Squamata; Lacertidae.